This is a messenger RNA of Coniosporium apollinis CBS 100218, 1770 nucleotides long. RefSeq lists its product as uncharacterized. The record is from RefSeq and is a predicted model, not a curated record. NCBI's taxonomy places the organism in Eukaryota, Fungi, Ascomycota, Dothideomycetes. The coding region runs from base 1 to 1770 and encodes 589 amino acids. The transcript has a single exon.
AUGGAUGUCAUGUACCGAAGACACAUCACACCUCCUACUGCAAACCAAGGAUACCAUCUGGAUGGUAUCUAUAGCGGCUCUGUCUCGGAUGGCUCCUUUUACUCGCAGAAUACGUCUCCGGAGUCCGCAAUCACGAACAUCACCACACCACCCAGAUCGCCUAUCCGCCAACAUGGGCCUCUACUGUUGCCGAAGAUCAGGUCUCAAGACCAAACCACCGAACCGGUAUCAGGCCCUGUUCGUCACCGCAGGACGGUGUCAACCGCUAGUACAGAAUUUUCUGCCCACUUUACUCCAUACCCGCAACGGACUUCAUUGCUUCGUCGGUCGACUAGCCCACCAAAUCACUCCACGCUAGUUUCUCCCGUCUCAGCUCCUUCACCUUACGAUGCCGCCUUCCAUUCGGCGCUAAACUCACCAAUUGAUUUUGCUUCAUCCGUUCCGAAGCGUCCGUCUCUUGCACAGGCGCGAUCCCACUCCACCUCGGCCAUCCGCACGCAUUCUCGGUCAGGCUCCGCAUCCAGUGUUGACGAGAGUGUCAUUGGACGCUAUGGAUUUCCUACCUACCGGAAGAUGCCGACUUAUAUCACAGCAUCGUCACUUGCCUCGUGCCAGACUACAUACGCAACAGCAUCACCAGCCUCGUGCUGCCCACCGGAGCAGCCUUGGCAGCUUCAGAUCCCUCAAGUCCAGCAGCCUGCUCAGCUGUCGUUACCCACGGAGCUCCAGUACGAGACAUUCACUCAGCCACCAGAGACCACAAGCCUUAUGAGCUAUCUCACCGCAUCAAACCCAUCGCCCGCUCUUGUCCGUCGCGUCACGACCGUUGGUCGAGGCGUAAACACUCACUUUUGGUGGGACGUCCGCAACCUCCGCAGCUGGACAGACUUCAACAUGUCCACUAUCAGCUCCAUUCCCGGUCUUCUCCCCCUCUUGAACAUACCUGUCCCAACACCAGCGCUUACGGAGCCCGCCCGCCCCAACCUCCAGCCUGACUCCGAAUCCGCCCUCCACGACGUCUGGCGAGACCACCUCGCCGUAAAAGUGAACGCCGCUCUCAAAGUCGCCCAAGGCAACACGCACAUGGCGAUGCGUGCCAUUAAGCCCCAGCCCCACGCGCGCCAACAGCCCGAAUUCGUCUCGAACUACCAGUCCGACUACGAGAAGACCAUCUUUGGCGACGGCCGCGGCCGCGUGGUAGGGCUUGUCAAAGCCUACGACCAGUGGAAUACCGGCAUGCGCUCUGAGGCGCCCAACAAACAAGUGUACUACCUGCAGGGCCUUGCACAUCUGCACCGCGUGAUGCGCGAGCAUGGCUGCCGGUAUGGCUUCAUCCUCACGGAAAUCGAGCUGCUGUGCGUGCGUUGCGGCGGCCCUAGCGGAUCGGGCGCUGUUCAUGAUGUUACCACUGUCAAUGCGGACAGCAGUGUCCCGCUCUUCGGUUACCUGGAGCUCGCGGCGCCGAUCCGCCUUUCGACGCAUGGCAUGCAGCCUCAGACGAGUGAGUCACAGAUGACCGCGGGCUUGGCGUUGUGGUAUCUCCACAUGCUGGCGAAGGAGAGCCCACUGCCGGGUAUGGGCUCCUGGAGAAUGGAUGUUGGUGGCCCUGCCGCGCUGAGCAGGCAGAACGUCCUUGAGAAGGAUGACUGGAUCCCCAAGCCGAAUCUGGGCGAGAAGAGAGAGGCGAAGAGGGUUAGGGGGUGGGUGUGGCCUGAGGAGCCGCUAUCGAGGAAGGAAUGCGGGAGAGGCAAGAGGGUGAGGAAGGCGUAA